UUGCUACCGGUACAUAAAGAUCUAGUCCCAAUUUCCGAGAGCUUCUCGGCUUCACAGAGUGACAGUCACACACCCCACACCACGGACCGUGGUGUCGGAGUGUCGCAGCAGCCUUGAUGAGCUCUUGACUCUUGAUGUCAUUUAUUCAUCCUCGACAAGUUCGACAACGCUGUAUUUGACCAGAAUCUCUUUCACCGCCCUUACCUAACGCGGUCGAGCGCAAGUAAUCGAUCAUGAAGUUCCUCUUGUUCCUGGUGGUGCUGGCGCUAGUACUGUCUGUGGCUGCGCUCGGUGGUCUUGGCGAGAGGAAGAAGAAUAUGGACCGAUUUGACCAUUCCGCCAUUAGAGUCAUUCGAAAUGCUUUGAGUGGCGGAAUGGGGGCUGUCCAGUACACAGGGCCACCCCAACCUCUCCUCGUCAUUGGAGCUGGUUUACCCAGAACAGGCACUGCUAGUCUCAAAACAGCACUGGAAAUGUUGGGACUCAGAUGUCAUCACAUGAUGGAGGUGGUUGAGACAAAGGGGAAGAUAGAUUUUUGGCAUCAGCAUCUUGUGAAGAAAUCUAUUGGCUUUGACAAAGUCCUCAAAGACUUGGCCAACGAUGGGUUCAAUGCCACUGUGGAUAUGCCGGCAGCAUUCAAAUACAAAGAACAAAUGAAACAAUAUCCGGAAGCUAAGAUUAUUCUUUCAAUCAGAAGUGAAGAAGGAGACAAGGCAGCAACAAAGUGGGCCAACAGCAUGGUGAAUACUAUUCUCAAUGUUCCUGCAAUGUGCCGAGAUGUCCCUUUUCGUUGGGUAGCAAAAGUCAUCCAAGCUGCGGAAUAUUUCGAAGGUUCUUAUGGUGGUGUUGACCUUCCCAUGUAUGAGCCUGAGAAACUACCUGCCUUCUAUGAUGCUUGGAAUGAGGAUGUCUUGAGAACUGUGAACCGGGAGAACCUUCUUGUGUUUCGAGCAAAGGAUGGGUGGAAGCCUCUCUGUGACUUUCUGGGGCCAGUCUCUGAAAUUGUUCAGGCCAACUGUCUCAGUUUCAUUGCUUCCAAUGAGCCCUAUCCACGCACCAAUGACACUGCUAAUAUCCUGCGUGCAAUUUCAAAUGCCCGAAUGAUCAUUUGGGUUUCCAAAUCCAUGCCUGCAUUUUUGGCGGUUGCGAUUGCGUGGAUGAUGAACCGGAACCGUUUUGCAAGGAAGAAGAGCGACUAAAUAAAUGAAGCAUCCUCUAGCUAUAGUCUGAGUUAGAAUAUUAAUAUGGGUGACAGGGCAGACUGCCGCGGGUCCUUGUGUUGCUCCGGAUUGGACG
Seminavis robusta is the source of this 1296-nucleotide messenger RNA. Lineage: Eukaryota; Bacillariophyta; Bacillariophyceae; Naviculales; Naviculaceae. The record is from the annotation of a GenBank genome assembly.